Messenger RNA from Mercenaria mercenaria, 2534 nucleotides. RefSeq lists its product as uncharacterized. The record is from RefSeq and is a predicted model, not a curated record. Bases 536 to 2071 code for a protein of 511 amino acids. NCBI's taxonomy places the organism in Eukaryota, Metazoa, Mollusca, Bivalvia, Venerida, Veneridae. The transcript has 10 exons.
AAAACACCCUCUUCCCCAGUAAUUUUGGAUAAAUAUUUUUUAUACAAAUAAAUGUAAGUCAUUUAUUUAUACAGAAUAUUUACCAAUUUUGUUUUUGUUUACACCAGUUGGUGUUGUAAGUGAAAACUAUUAGAUGGUGUGUUCAAUUUUAUAAAUAACCGAUUGCAAUCAAAUAUUUCUAAGGUGGCCGACUUUAUCAUCUGUCCGGGUUUAUCAUCAGUACCAGUAGUGGUUUUUAUAUAAACACCGGUUUGACGACAGUGUUUGUGAGGAUUCAUUGUCGUAAGAAACUUAGUUGUGACUGUGACAGGAAGUUGUCUAAAAUUAUCGUGUCACCUAUUUUUCGCGACGUUCUGAAAGACAAGUUUUGGGCAUAUUCUUCGUUGUGUGGUGAUAGACAGUAGGUGGAUUAUGGAAACAGAAGCGUCUCAAUAUGUAGAAUCGGUGUUUUCCACGAACAGUGCGGAAAAGGUAUCAACAACACCUUCGAGAACCAGGAAAAGACAUUUUUCAGAAUCUUCAGAUAUAAAUAGUGAUGCUCAGACUAAGAAAAAAAAAAAAGGAUGAUGUUAGUGAAGGGGAAAGGAUAGAUGAUUCAAGGGACAUGAAAGAGCUCAUUUUAAAGUUGUCAAAGGAGGUGAGAAUGUUGUCAGAUAGAUUUAGUUCAAGGAUUGAUGCAUUGGAAGAACAGUUCUCUGGAUCAGAAAAGCGCAUAAUAGACAAAAUGACAAAAGUUUUUGAUAAACAUAUAAGUUCAGAGGUGUCACGCAUGAAAAAUGACAUGACAAAAGAGAUAGAGAACAAGAUUGGUGACCUGCGUAGUGAGCUCUCUACGGAUAUGGAUGAGAUGAACCAGAAGAUUAACGAGAUUUCUGGUAAUGACAGUUAUGUGAAAAAACAGGAUGAUAUCGCACUUAAUAUUGUGGUACGUAAUUUGUCAUUUAACACUUCUGAAAAUAUUCAUAAGAAAAUGACAGAUUUGACACAGAAAGUUCUUCAACUGCCAGAAGUCUCGUAUGUACGAGUAGAACGUAAGGAGGCGAUGUCAGCUAGGCAGUACACCAGCAAGAGAGUGCAUGCUCACCAUCAUGCAAUUUCGUGUGAUAUGUGCGGUAACUGGCAGCACAGAAAAUGUGGAUCAACAGGUAUCACUGUAAAACAGUAUAAGGCUGCUGUUGCUGCUGGGUCAGAUUUGGCAUUUAUAUGUGCACCAUGUGAACUGAAAAUUCCGCCAGUAGACGAUGAUCACGAUAGCGUAACAGAUGACGAAAUUCAAAUGGAUCUUGAGCAGGAUUCCGAACAGCACACACGUUCUACAGACAACCUGGAGAGAUCAACAAAUACAGACGAUGUCGAGAUGCAGGAAUCUAUGGCAGUGAAUAAUGAGUCAGUGAGAAUCGACGUUUCUUUUGCUGAGCCUAACGUGAUUGUCGAAAGAUCUAUUCUCGAUCCACCUCCAACAGCCACCUUGAUCGAUGAUAGACCGGUUGAAUUCGAACUGAUUCCUGGCGGUACGCAGAGGGGGAAGGACUUGCUGGUUGAUUCCAGAGGAUACUCGUACAAUGUGAAGGAUAUGUUUAAAUCGGCGCGCACGAUUACGGAGGAGGUGUCGGAUGGGGUGACGGGAAUCACAAAUGUUGAACCAUUCAAUAAGCGGUACCGGAAAGAUUUACGACCAGAAGAUCCAAAAAACCUGGACUUUGAGUUGAACGAGAACGACUUACCGCCAGCAUUCCUCAGGGGUGACAUCCGUGUUGGUGCAAAACGUCACUUGAUAUUCGCGUCAGAUCAGCAACUCGAUCUUCUUCGUCAGGCCAAACGCUGGUACAUUGACGGCACGUUUAAGGUGGUACGUGAACCAUUCACACAGCUACUGUCUAUUCAUGCGUUCGUGCGCCCUGGUGAUUGCAGCAAACAGGUCCCAUUGGUCUACAUAUUCAUGUCAAGAAGAUCAACAGCUGACUACGUCAAGGUUCUUCAGGCUGUGGGUCGAAUGUUGAAAGGCCAGUGCGUUGUCGAGGGAUUCGUGGUGGAUUAUGAACAGGCUUUAUGGAAGGCAGUACGUCUUUGAGGGGGCCGACAUCCGUGGUUGCGCGUUCCACUGGGGACAGGCAGUUUGGAAACGUGGUGGUACACAAACGAGAACCUUUCGACGACUAGACUUCUGAAAGAAAUGUCUUUAGUGUACAGACACCCGAUAACAAGCUAAAUGCUAUGUGAAGUGUGCAUGUAGAACAGACAUUCAAAGUGUAACGGACAUAAAUCAUGAACAUUGAUGAACACAUAGUUAUGAAUUCAAAUACUAUUUCAUAAUUUAUAUUACAGUUAUUGCAUGUUAUACAUGUGUACCAGAUUACAAGUGCUAAUUAAUAAAUGUUAUGUGAAGUGUGUAGUACAGACAUUCAAAGUGUUACGAAAUAAAACAUUAACAUUGAUGAAUACAUAUAGUUGUGAAUCCAAUUACUAUUUAUUGCAUGUUAUACAUGUGUACAUUAUCUAUUUCAAUGAAAUAAAUUAAACAAACACUAGUCUAG